Bolinopsis microptera is the source of this 1361-nucleotide messenger RNA. Its product is annotated as tubulin polymerization-promoting protein family member 2-like. Gene Ontology annotation, biological process: positive regulation of protein polymerization; microtubule polymerization; microtubule bundle formation. The record is from RefSeq and is a predicted model, not a curated record. Gene Ontology annotation, molecular function: tubulin binding. Gene Ontology annotation, cellular component: microtubule. The transcript is spliced from 4 exons. NCBI's taxonomy places the organism in Eukaryota, Metazoa, Ctenophora, Tentaculata, Lobata, Bolinopsidae. Bases 1 to 501 code for a protein of 166 amino acids.
AUGGAGGAAACAUUUGCGAACUUUUCAAAGUUUGGAGACACUAAGUCAACCGGAAAGGAAUUAGAUAACCAGAAAUUCAGCAAGCUGUGUAAAGACUCCGGGAUUAUGGGAAAACUUGUCACUUCUACAGAUGUCGACAUCAUCUUCUCCAAAUAUAAACCGAAAGGAGGUAGAACGAUAACCCUGAAAGAGUUUAACCUGAUACUGGACGACCUGUGCGUAAAGAGGUUUCCUAAAAAGGAAACACUAGAUGAGAAGAAGGAAGCUAUCAGGACUCUUAUCGCUGGAAAGGGACCAACAACUAAAGGAACAACGAAGGUCAGCACGAAGGGAGUAACUGAUCGUCUAACUGAUACCAGCAGAUAUACAGGAAGCCACAAGGAAAGAUUCGGAACGGACGGAAAAGGUAAAGGUCUGAAAGGAACUAGGGAGGACACCCUUGAAUAUGAUGGCUACGUUGUAGGGUAUAAAAACAAGGACACUUACGGUGAGGCUCACUAAGAUAAUUGACAAUGGAAUAAAAUCUUGGAGAGGAUUGGAUCUUUUUAAGUUUAUAACCUACCAAGACGCGCGCCGAGUUGGAUUCGUCGACGGUCUUGAAACAAUAUUUGAAACAAAUAUUUUACGAGUAUCACCCGUUAAAUUGGAUUUUGGUCGCUCUUUUAGUUUUGGUGCAAAAUCUUCAUUAAUUCCGGAAACUUUGCACAGGCCUUCCUUAUUAACUUAUCGAAACACGUUCGGAGAACAUUUUGCCAUUUUUGUCUCGUUUGUUAUGAAAAGUAAAGGGUUAAGGUAAUAUGUUUGUCAGUAACUUGUGUUAUAUAAACAAGCAUAUUAAGCUGAUUCCGAAGUCUCUACAACUUUCAGACGCAAAAAGGCAGUUGUAUCGUUGGGCCAAUAUGGGCGUGGUUAUUCCCAUGAUAACUUGUUUGUCUCCGAGCGUGUUUCGAUAAGUUAACCCAUUAGAAAAGUUUUAAGAGAAUCUGAAAAUGUUCAGGCCAAUUUGAUGUGUUUAAAUGACUGGACUAACAGAAAGGUACGGAUAUAGUUUUGUUAAUAUUAGCUUUGAGAAGAGUAGUUUUAUUCUAUUUCCAGCUUGUGAAAGUAUGGCAUAAAGUAAAGAGUUAAACAUGAACUUUUAACAUUUUAUUUUUCGAUUUAAUUAUUGUGUAGAUAUGCUUUCACUUACUUUUAUAAUUACUGCUUGAUUAAAUCUGUUCCGUCUCUCAUAGUUAUUAUUUGACCCAAAAUGCCUUUUAAAAGUUUAGAUAUAAAAUUUCCAAGCCCAACAUUUCUUAUGCCAACACUUCUGUUAGACACAGCGAGCCACCAUCCUUACCAUUCAGUAUCGUAGUGUCUGU